Molecule: messenger RNA, 1049 nt
Organism: Pseudopodoces humilis (Tibetan ground-tit)
Lineage: Eukaryota; Metazoa; Chordata; Aves; Passeriformes; Paridae
Source: RefSeq, a predicted model, not a curated record
CCGGGGGUCAGUCACGUGACGGCGGUGUCACGUGAGCAGCGCCCAAGAUGGCGGACGAGGAGCCGCUGCUGCCGGCGGCCGAGGACUCCGCCCCUCCCCCACCGCCCCCGACCCCCUCCUGGCGAAUCGGAGCCGCUUUUUGCCACACCCACCCUCGGGCACGCCCACCCCGCCGGGCCACGCCCUUUAAGCCCCGCCCCCGCAGGAUCCUGGGCCUGUGCAAUAACCUCCCGUACGUGGUGAUGCUGAGCGCCGCCCGCGACCUGCUGGAGCCACGCCCCGGGGAGGAGCGGCGGAAUCGGAGCCGGCACGACUGCGACCCCGUGGGGACCGGGGCCGUGCUCUUGGCCGACGUCGUCCCCGCCCUGGGGGUGAAGCUGCUGCUGCCCCUGGUGGGGCCUCACCUGCCCGACAGGUGCCGUGUGGUGGGCGUGGCCCUGAGCCUGUGGGGCAGCAUCAGCGCCGUGGCCGCGGCCAGAGGGACCCUGAGCAGCCUGGGGGGGAUCGCUCUGGGCAGUGCGGGGGUGGGGCUGGGCGAGGUCACUUUCCUGACCCUGGCAUCCUCCUACUCCAGCUCCGGGCUCUCCUAUUGGUCGUCGGGGACGGGCGCGGCCGGGCUGGGCGGGGCUCUGGGGUUUUGGGGGCUGCGGGCGCUGCUGCCCCUCCCCCAGGCGCUGCUGCCCGCCCUGGCCCUGCCCCCGGCCAUGCUGCUCAGGCCGGAGCCGCCCCUCCCCCCACCCGAUGAGGGGGGCGGGCCCAGGGUGGGGUCCUGGGGCGUGGCCAAGGUGCUGCUGGCUGCGUUCCUAUUGGCUGCCGUAGCUGUCAAUCACCUCCUGCCCUCGCUGGGUGUGGCCGCAGCGCUGGCGGUGGGGGAGGGGCUGGUGGGGGGAGGGGCCUACGGGAACGCCUUCCUUAACCUGAGUGACCAGGUGUCCCCUCCCCAGCAGCCGCUGGCCGUGGCCGUGGUCACUCUGAUGGCCGAAGUUGCCAUCGCUGUGGCCGGAGGGGUCGCCCUGGGGGCUCACGCCGCCUUCUGCGGCCAGGAGUGA